Gadus macrocephalus (Pacific cod) is the source of this 3117-nucleotide messenger RNA. RefSeq names its product adenosylmethionine decarboxylase 1 (gene amd1). Gene Ontology annotation, biological process: spermine biosynthetic process; spermidine biosynthetic process. Gene Ontology annotation, molecular function: adenosylmethionine decarboxylase activity. NCBI's taxonomy places the organism in Eukaryota, Metazoa, Chordata, Actinopteri, Gadiformes, Gadidae. The transcript is spliced from 9 exons. The record is from RefSeq and is a predicted model, not a curated record. Bases 213 to 1214 code for a protein of 333 amino acids. Gene Ontology annotation, cellular component: cytosol.
CCUCAUUCAUUGCUUACCACAGUAUGGCCGGCGAUAUUAGCUAGCACUUGCUCACGGUAUUCUCUGUCAAAGGGAAGACGGCAAAACUAAGAAAAUACACCUGGAUUGUUACUUAAGGACUGUACUUAUAAUAAAUUAUUCCGGUCAAGCAAGGACUGAAUAACUACGGUUACCAGCGUUUAUUUUCUGUUGUCGGCGUCUGUUGUCUCACGAUGGAGGAGAACGGUGCACACUUCUUCGAGGGGACGGAGAAGCUGCUGGAGGUGUGGUUCACCCGGCAGGACGAGGCCAAGGGGACCGGCGACCUCCGCACCAUCCCGAGGUUUGAGUGGGACAAGCUUCUGGAGAAUGUGCAUUGUUUGAUCAUUAGUGUGACAAAGACUGACAGACAGGAAGCUUAUAUACUCAGUGAGAGUAGCAUGUUUGUCUCUAAGAGACGGUUCAUUUUGAAGACGUGUGGAACCACCCUCUUACUGCAAGCCCUGGUCCCCCUGCUGGAGGUGGCCCGCCAGUACUGCGGCUUCGACGCCAUCAAGAACUUCUUCUAUUCCCGAAAGAACUUCAUGAAGCCCACGCAGCAGGAAUUCCCUCAUCGUAACUUCCAGGAGGAGGUCGACUUCCUGGCUCAGAUCUUCCCAAACGGAGCUCCCUACUGUAUGGGCCGUUUGAAUUCUGACUGCUGGUACCUGUUCACCCUGGACCUGCCGGAGUUCUGGGAGAACAAACACGCGGACCAGACCCUGGAGGUUCUGAUGAGUGACCUGGACCCAGCCAUCAUGGACCUGUUCUACAUGAAAGACGGGGUUUCUGCUAAUGAUGUCACUCGUAUGAGUGGAAUACGUGACCUGAUCCCAGGUUCAGUGAUUGACGCCACGAUGUUUAACCCUUGUGGCUACUCCAUGAAUGGAAUGAAAACGGACGGUACCUACUGGACCAUCCACAUCACUCCAGAGCCAGAGUUCUCCUACGUCAGCUUCGAGACCAACCUCUCCCAAACGUCCUACGAUGACCUCGUCCGCAAGGUCGUGGACGUCUUUAAACCUGGAAAAUUCGUCACAACGCUUUUUGUGAAUCAGACCUCCAAGUGUCGCAGUGUGUUCUCCUCGGCCCAGAAGCUGGAAGGCUUCAGGCGUAUGGACCGCCAGCUGGCCCAAUUCAACGACUACAACUUCGUCUUUACUAGUUACGUGAAAAACCACAACCAGCAGAGCUGAGAGAUGAAGGAGAGGCGUAGAAAGAAGGGCGCGUGCGGGGGCUGUGGCCCCCGCGUCCGUCCGCCCCCCCCGGGGGAGCCCACCUCUCUCCUCCGUCCUCGUCCCCCGUGUCUCCGCCCGGCCUCCGGCGGACCUUGUUGUUGUACCUUUGACUUAGAACUCUUGCAUGACCGCUCUUUUCUCUGUUUAGAUAUGCUAGCUCAUUCUUGCUGUGAUGUUGACGUGCAUGUUUGGGGAUUAAACAUGCACCCUGCCAGCAGGCCAUUCCUGCCCUCCUCCCCCCUCCACCCCCACACCCAUGGGUCCUCCCACCUUCUUCCCUGCACACAGAGCUCCUCCCCCCUUAUCGCCCACAUUCAUGGCUCCACCCCUCUCCUCCCCGCGACUGAAGGCUCCGCCCCCCUCCUCCCUCGUACACACGGCCCCUUCCCCCUCCUCCCCUGCACACAUUGCUCCUCCCACCCCCGCCGCCUCCCCCUCAUACACGGCUCCUCCCACCUCCUGCCCUGCAGACAUGGCUCCACCCACCUCCUCUCCCACAGACAUGGCUCCUCCCCCCUCAUCCCCAACAGACAGGGCUUCCGAGCCCACUAGGACCGCCCCUGACAUGCUCAAAUGGCCUCUGAUUGGUCCCCCCUGCUGAUGUGUGUAUUGUACUCACGACUGCACUUUAGACUCCACCCCCUCCGGCCCCCCCCCCCCCGGAUAAUAUGAUAUUACGAUAAUGAAUAUAAAUAUGCUCCUACAGCCAGGAGCCGGCCGCCAGGAGGCCUGAAUGGGUAACAAAGAGAUGUGCUUGUUCUCCAACAAAACGCGUCCUCUGCCCGUUUCCACCCGCACACAAUGCAGCCUCCAUCUGAGCAUGUCAGGCGCCUCCCGGAUCAUUCCACAGCACUGUCCAGACAUCUUUUUUCUUUUCUUUCUUUGUGAAUUGGUCCAAAAUGUGUGCCCCUUGCAGUUUGGUAGUUAGUGGUUCCCCACAGCCCUCUAUCACAUGGGGGGGGGUGGGUUAGGGGGGUGCAUGUGACCACUAGCGAUGCUGCUCGGCAGUCUAGGGUUCUGCUGUCUUCCUCCCUCCACCCCCACCGGACCCUCGUCACCAACGCCACCGCUGGGCUUCCACCCCCCGGGGGGGCCCCGGCGCCGUGCGGGGGGCUGAGCCUUUCCAGACAGAAAGCGCCAGGCAGCCGGCACGGACGCCCUGGGAGAGGGGCUGGGUAGACUGGGAGAGGGGCUGGGUAGACUGGGAGAGGGGCUGGGUAGACGGGGAGAGGGGGAGGUGUUGAGUAGGGUGAGUGAGAGGUGAUGGGUAGACUGGGGGGACGGUGCUGGGAGAGGGUGAGACCGGUGCCCCCCCCCCCGGGGGGCGGGCGGGCGACGGGGCUCCAGGGAGGUUCCUGAGGGGUCCUCCGGGUGGUUUGGACUGGUGUCGUGGUGUGGAGGACCGCAGCGCCCCUGGAGGUCGGAGGUCCUUCCCUCAGGCGACUAGAAGGCUCUGCGAGGAGGUCUGCAACAUGAAGGAAUAUGAGCCAGCAUUUUGACAGACUUUGUUUGGUCGCCACGACCAGGCGGAGUGGAAUAUUAUUUUGAUACGUUUAAUUUUGAUAUACUGAAAUGCAAAUCAAAUGCUUCUUCCUUGUUUUAUUUUCAGGAAUAAUAGUUUUUUCUUACAACAUUAUUUGUUAGGAAUGCAUUUGGCAGCGGACCAAUAGAUCUCCCUGUUCGUGUGUUAUUCCCUCUAGCGUGGGUUAGGGUUAACUCGGUCGCCUGCUCAACCAGCGGUACUGGGGACACUUUGCUGUUCAAAUUCUUUCUUUUGCUUUUCUUUGGAUGGUCAAGAUGUGCUAAUUAUAUCUGUACUACGAGCUUGGUGCUUAAAAUAAUAAAAUACUUAUCUGUGAAA